Messenger RNA from Penicillium brasilianum, 501 nucleotides. The record is from the annotation of a GenBank genome assembly. Lineage: Eukaryota; Fungi; Ascomycota; Eurotiomycetes; Eurotiales; Aspergillaceae.
AUGUGCACUGCGGCUGCAAAUCAAAUCGUUCAAAUCUUGCGCGACUACUCCGCGCACUUCUCCAUCACGUCUGCCCCCUACAUGCUUUCUUACGCAACGUACAUCAGCGCCACCAUCCACGUCCGGAUAGUUGCACAAAAGGGACGCGGGUCUAAUUCCUUCCAGUGCCUCCUACUUUGUCGCGAUGUCCUACGACAACACUUACGGCUCUACGCGGCAGCAGGCAAAGCCAUGGCCAAUCUUGACAAACUCGUGGCUCAUCUUGGCAUUGUGAUUACUGAAGGGGAUGAGGUGGGCACUGAAGUGAUUGACCCUGCAGAUGAUUUGCCAGCACAGGAAAGUAUAUCUGCACCCAACAUUUCGAAUGCUUCCGAACAGACGAUCGAUAUCGGAUCUCCACAGUUGAAUUGGGGACUAUCAGAUCUUGACCUCGAGGCGAUCGCUCAAAGCUUCCGGCUUGACGGGGAACUUCAAUAUCUGAUGCACCCUGUUGGGAUCUGA